AUGGUACAAAUUAUCGUAUGUCGGUCACAUGCUACUAUGGGAUGAUCAGGAGCAUUCGAAGUUUUGAUUGUGGAUGUCACAAUUCGUGAUGAUCAUACUCAUGAUGAUGGACCUAAGUUCUCCUGAUACGAGGGCCAAUAGAAGAGCGGCGUUCCCAAGCCGUAUUAUCAUGGUUUGGGUGAUGGCGUGACUACCUUGACUGAACAACGGUUACCUCACCUCAUUUGGUUCUCUUUCGCCCAUCUGCCCACAUUCUUUGCUUUGUAAAGUCCAUCUCAUUUCCCUCCUUCAUGAACAACUUCUUUAUCUCCCUCCUCUUGCCGAUAUCGCUCUCUUUCGCAGCUGGUACCAAUCGUACUAUAGACGAUGGUCUCGGAGACGUCGUCACUGGUUUGCAAGUCGAGUACCUGCCAUUGUAUAGCCCUAAUAAUACGGCGGAGCCAUUUUGGAAGCACGAAGACCAAUGCGACGGUUGUGCAAUCAUGCCAGAUGUGACUAAAGCCUUUGACGGAACGUGGACUGCGACGACUUAUGUCCCUGCAAUAGAGUACAUGUCGGCCGGGCUUCGCUUCAAUGGAACGGCGAUAUAUAUCUACCUCAUCCUCUCGAACUAUCCCGCCAAUACGAGUCUCGUUAGCCGGACUGUCUGUGACUUCAGGCUUGAUGGGAGCGUUGUCGGGGCAUUCGACCACGAGAUGGACGGGACGAGCAACUUUGAGUACAACACCCUUGCGUAUAGCAAUGAGUCUCUCAGUGAUGAAGAGCAUAUAUUUCUUAUUGAGACCACGGGUUCAGAGUCCUCAUAUGUCGUAUUCGACUACGCUAUUUAUACGUCAGUAGUCUCCGAGAACACAACUUUCAACCUGUUCCUGACAUUGAGAAUAGCUCCAACGACGAUUCUCAAUAUUCCUCUCAUUCUAGAGCGCUCUCCAGUCAUGCAGUCGCAGGCAUCGUCCUUGGCGUGCUAGUAUUCGCGGUAUCUAUCACCUGUGGAGCGUACUUCCUCUACCGCCGCUGCCGUCCACGCAGUUUAAAUAACACUGAAAGAAGUA
This is a messenger RNA of Guyanagaster necrorhizus, 1052 nucleotides long. RefSeq lists its product as uncharacterized. The record is from RefSeq and is a predicted model, not a curated record. The transcript has 3 exons. Lineage: Eukaryota; Fungi; Basidiomycota; Agaricomycetes; Agaricales; Physalacriaceae. Bases 291 to 968 code for a protein of 225 amino acids.